Messenger RNA from Linum tenue, 3804 nucleotides. NCBI's taxonomy places the organism in Eukaryota, Viridiplantae, Streptophyta, Magnoliopsida, Malpighiales, Linaceae. The record is from the annotation of a GenBank genome assembly.
AUGGCGACGCCAAGAGAGCACAUUGAGGAGCUUCGGAGGAGGACGUUCUCCAUUGGGUCAGAGGAGAAAAAUCCUCUUGCUUUUAUGCUUGAUAAAGUGGUCAAAUACCUCUCUGCUGAACUCUAUGCUAAGGAUAAUGCGGAAGAUAAUGUGUACUCCAACGAGGUGGAUCCUUCACUGGAGUUCAUCAUAACGUCCCGGGACAUAACUGGAACUGGUGCACCGACAACACUACUGCUUUUCAAUAAUGAGAAGGGGUUUUCUCCCAGGAAUAUCGAAUCCCUAUGCUCUGUUGGAAAUUCCACAAAGAAGGGCAAAAGAAAACGCGAUUUACGGGCCUAUUUCACCCUCCCCACUACCACAUUGGUCUUGCCUCUUAAACCAGACAAGGUGAAAGCGGUGAAGGAACAGCUCUCCAGUGUGCAUCCUGAAGUCUUGUUGUUCCUUUCCAAGAUAAAGCACUUUUCAGUGAGGGAAGAUCCCAACCUCAAUACUGUUUUAACCAUUUCAAUUACUAAAGAGGUUGACUUAGUUUGGAGAAAGAGUAUCGACGCCAUGUCCUACACCCUCCACCUGUCUGCCGAGAGCAACAAUGGUAAAGGCAAUGGUGAAUGCAACUACUAUGUGUGGAAGCAGAGGUUUCCAGUGAACUUGGAAAACCGAGUUGAAAGUAGAAUCGACUUGGAAGAACUGGUAGUGACUUUAGCUUUCCCAAAUGGAGAACGUCUUCACAAAGGUGGAGGAAAGCAUUCACCUGGCAUCUAUGCAUUUCUUCCCACGGAAAUGAUCACCAACUUUCCCUUCAUAAUUCAAGCUGAUUUUAUCCUGUCAUCAUCCAGGGAAGUCGUGCUGCUUGAUAGCAAAUGGAAUCAAGAGAUUCUCGGGUGUGUCCCCACAACAUUUGUUAAUGCAUUAGUUGCUGUGAUCAAAAGCGACCAAGGUGUUCCAGUUGCUACUUUGCGUCAAAUGUUUUGGUUUCUGCCAAUCGAGGCUUCUUCAUACCCACUCCUGAAUGUUGUGAGGGCAUCAAUUCAGAUGAAGUUAUCUAAAGAAAGCAUUUUGCCAAGUGAAUCCCAUAAGGAUCAGAAGUUCUUUCACAAGCCCUGUGAAGUCGCUCGCCUUUUGCCUGCUUUAUGGGAUAUCCUGGAGAAAGCCAGGGAUGGAAAUGUCAACCUUCAUAAUCUAUCAUCACAUGGCUGCUAUAUCCUUGCUUCUUUGUUUGAUAUCGACGAGUAUAAUGCGGUUCUCGGUUUCCUGGGCGUGAGAUUUGUGGCACAUGAAUGGUAUGCAAAGUGUAUCCAGAGCUCUAAUCUCUUGAAGGGAAUCUCAGAUGAAUUGUAUGUAGAGCUUCUCCAUUUCUUCGCUGAGAACUGGGCAACAAAAUUAUGGAACACAAACUUGAGAGGUGUACCUUUACUGAGACAUGUUGGUGCUCAUGGGAAUGUGUUGACAGGACCACUCACCAAGCAGAAUGCACUGUGGUUGUUGGAUUGGAUUGAUGAUCUCAAAUCCAAAAGAAUACAGAUACCAGAGAAGUUCUUAACUUCCAUAAGAAAAGGUAGCUGGUUGAAGGUUACUAUGAACGGGUCUUCUGAUUAUAAGCCACCAUCUCAGUCAUUUUUGCUUUCUUUGAAGAGGACGAAAAACUCAGAAUGGGGAAGCAUUUUGCAAGAUGGAUCUGUGGCAGUUGAUAUCCCUUUGGUGGAUUUGAGUUUUUAUGGUGAAGAUACUAUUAUUGCUCACAAGGUGGCACUCAAAGAAAUUGGUGUCAUGUUUGAAUACGAGGAAGCUUGGGCUUUGGGCUGUUGCAGAGCAAUCUGUGAACUUCCCUUCAUCAGUGAUAGUUAUUAUGGACAGGAGAUCCAUUCCUUUGAAAACGAACUCAGUUGUCUUGGUGUGAGAGUUUGCUUCACUGUUAGUCACGAUCUUAUUGUCCAACACUUGAAACCCAGUGCUUGCUUGUCUGAUGAUUUGACAAAAGAAGCGCUUUUCCUGAUUUUGGAAUGCAUGCGUAAUUCAAAAUCUGCUGCUUCUAAAGUUAUCACGACACUACAACAAGCUAGAUGUUUGAAGACGAGUUGGGGUUACAGGUCUCCUGGCGAAUGUUUCCUAUUUGACCCUGAAUGGAGCUGCCUUCUGAAGGUUUUUUGGGGUUCUUCUCCGAUCAUUGAUGGUGGUUUCUAUGGUGAUGAAAUUAGCACCUUCAAGGAAGAGCUAAUACAAAUAGGAGUGAAGAUAGAUUUCAAGGAUGCGAUCGAAGCUUUCGUCGCCACUUUUAAGCAGCAGCAGCAACAACAUGCAUCAAUGUCAAAGAUUACAAAGGAACAAGUGCUAUCAUUUCUGUCAUGCUUCAGACAUUUGAAAGCAAUGAAGAAACCUCUCUUUGAUAUCAUAACCUGCACCCGCUCUCAGAAGUGGCUUCGAACGAGGCUUGGUGAUUUUAGAUCUCCAGCAGAAUGCAUUCUUUUUGGGCGUGAGUGGGAAUCACUCCUUGCAAUUAUUUGCCUUCCUUUCCUUGACGAUGGUGAUAAUAUUGGCUACGGAAAGGGCAUUCAUGAGUAUGCAUGUGAGCUCCAGCAGUUGGGGAUGAUUGCCAGUUUGAAAGGAGUCCAAAGGAUUGCUGCUUGUUUGAUUCCAGUUGGGGGGGACAUGGCUCUUCAGCAGACUGAUGGACCUUUCAUUGAUGAAUCCUUUUUCGGUCCCGAAAUUGCAUCCUAUAAGAAAGAGCUGGGUGAGAUAGGAGUUUGUCUCGAUCCAGGAGAGGUAUGCAAGCUACUUGCCAAUGAGCUUGAGAAUCACUCUAAAUUAACCACCAUAGUCCGGAUAUAUGAUUUCUUGAGAGAGCAGAAGUGGAAGCCUCAUCAGGAGAAUGAUGCAUCGACGAGGUGCAAGAUCUGGUUUCCUGACCAUGGCUGGGUAAAUUAUGAAGAAUGCAUCCUGCACGAUAAAGAUGGUCUCUUUGGCUCCCAAUUAUACGUUCUGGAGAAACACUACAACAACAAAUUAUUGGGUUUCUUCAAGGAAGCAUUUGGUGUUAGAGCUAAUCCAUCUCUGACUAAUUACUGCAAUCUUUGGAAGAGAUGGGGAAACAGAUCAAGUCACAGUUUGACUCAUUCAGAGUGUUGUGCAUUCUGGAGUUCUGUUGUUAUUAUGAGCCACCACAAGAGCGAUAAGAGGAAAGAAGAAGUCCUUGCUGGAGAGCUCUCGAAGCUCCCAGUGGUUUCCCCGGUCGCCAUGGGAGGACAAAUACUGAUGUCGGACAAGCGAGAUGUUUUCAUUGCGGACGACCUUCAAUUGAAGGACCUCUUCUCGGAGUAUCUGAUUUUCGCCUGGUAUCCUGAACCGAGCUUGCCUGAUUUGCCUCGGACUAAGUUGCUGGAAGCUUACAGGGCAAUAGGAGCUCGCCGAAUUUCUGAGUCUGUGCAGAAGAAAGAAGAAAACUCAGACACCAAAAGUCAGACUUGUUCAGGAAAGAAAAGGAAAACAAAGAGUCGAGAACUCAGACAGUUGAAACCAGAGGAUGUUUUCAUAGGGAAAGAGCUAGUGAAGAUCAUACUCGCUUUUCUAGCUGAUCCAUCUCUCGACAAGGAAGCAAAGGAGAGGCACGAGAAAGUGAAGGCCCUCCUUAAUGUUACGGUCUUGGAGACGGUGGAGCCUCUGAGUGUAAGCUACAAUUUGACUCUAUCUUCAGGGGAAGUAUUGAGAAAGGUGAAAGCCACAGAAAUGGUUCGCUGGGACAAGGACGAUGACAAGUUGUACCGGAGAAGAAAACUGGUAGCAGCAGCAGGAGCAAGAGGAGUCUGA